AAAACCGAGUUCCGGCGCUCCGAUCCACAGUAGGCCAUCCGCAUUGAUCGAAAUGGUAGCAGAACGGCGGCAGUGCAGUGCUUCUUCGUAUUACGUAGCCAUGGUCAGCAUGUUCACAGUUCUCGUGUUUACCUGGAUGACCGCUGCAGCGGCAACAGCAACGAGCGACGUCCUCGAGGACGAGGUCAACUUGCGGGACCAGCUGAAGAUGGUCAGCAAACAGGUGACGGCCCUCCUGGAGAGACGCGCCGAAGAUUUGAAAAGCAUCGAGGAGCACAUGAGGCGCAAACUUACCAGGAGCCAAGAGUUAUCGGACGUGCGUGAAGAAAUUCGCAACUUGAGAAACGACAUGGAUCAAUUGAGGGUCGGCGGGCAUCGAUUCCAUCACGGUAAUCAAGAGAAGAACGAUCAUCUGACGCUGAAGUGGUUAUCGAAUGCCGUGUCCGAGGUGAAACUGGAGGUGAACGAGGUGCAGAACACACUGAACACGACGGCCAUCCUCGAGACGAGGGAACGCGUGGACGCGGAACUCGUGCUGCUUCGCACGGACGUCAGCAAUUUGAACAGGGAGCUGCAGGAUUCGAGAAGCAGGGAAGCGAAGAGAGCUGCAGAAGUCGAGGAGUUGAGAGAGGAAUACAAAGCGUUGAAGGAGCAUUCGACGACGACGGCGGCGAUGUGCGGCAAGACCAAGAAUCAGCUGAAAGCGGCGCAAUUGGAGUGGAACUUUAACUGGAAGAACCUCAACGACAAGGAUUCCGAGAUCCCGCAAUCGCGUCACCAGAGAUUGCUGAAGAAGCACGUCGUCGGCUUGGAGAAGACCACGAAGAAGUUGUACAGCGUCAACGGGGAGCUGCUGCAAAGAGUCUCCAAGCUCGAAGAGGAAUUACAGAAAGUACAAAGUGGAAAGAGCGAGGAGGUCAGCAACGAGUUGUACGAUAGGAUCAACGGAAACGAGGUGGAAAACUAUUUGCGUCAACACAAAAUCAACGAGAUCAAACCGGACGUCGCUGAAAAACUGAUGAAUCUCGAAGAGCAGCAACGCAUCAACACCAACGCCCUGCUGAACCUCACCAGACAGUACGGAAAUUUCGACAAAUUGCAUCUGUCCAUGCUGCAGCUGCUCGAGAACGUGGAAACCGUGGAGGCUCGCGUCGACAAGACUGUGCCCGAAUUCCGUAAGGAGAUUUCGAUGCUCGAGUCGAAGAUGUCCGAGGGAUUAUCCAAGCUGGCUGCGCUGAGGGAGGAUCAGGAUAACACGAGGGCAUCCAUGAAGGCCAUCAGCGUGAGCGUAUCUAAUUUGCAAGAUAAACACGAGGACUACAAGUCGGAGCUGCAAGGAUUAGCGCAGGAUUUCGAGACGGUGAAGAAAUCCAGCAGCGUGCAAACCUCCAAAUUGCACGAUCACAUCUUGAAGUCUGAAUCGUCGACGGCCGAUGUGAACGCGACCAAAUCGACUAUCCACUUGGUGCAGGAGUUGAAGAGCUUCGAGAAGGAGUACAAGAGUAUAGUUAAUAAGUUACCGAAUGAUUGCGGCGAGGUCAACGGUCCCAACGGAGUCUAUCUGAUCUCACCGGGAGACGGUGAACCGAUUUUGGCGUACUGCAGUCAGGGCUGGACUACGAUCCAGAAACGGUACGACGGAUCGGUGGAGUUCAACAGGAAUUGGAACGAUUAUUCCAACGGAUUCGGAUCCCCGACCGGGGAACACUGGCUCGGCAAUCGCAACCUGCACUACCUGACCAAGAGCAACUGCACCAAACUCGAGAUCAACAUGAAGGACAUCUACGGAAAGUACUGGCAGGCGACGUACGAUGAUUUCAAGGUGGCCGAUUUUGCGAACGGCUUCCGAUUAGACGUGAACAGAUACAGCGGAAACGCGAGCGACGCUUUGGAUUAUCAGAACCGGAUGGAAUUCUCCACUGUUGAUAACGACAGAGACAUUUCGAACACGCAUUGCGCGAGCAACUACGAAGGCGGCUGGUGGUUCUCGCAUUGCCAGCACGCGAAUCUCAACGGGAAAUACAACCUGGGAUUGACUUGGUUCGACAGCUCCAGGAACGAAUGGAUCGCGGUCGCCACCAGCGAAAUGCGGCUGAAGAAACGCGACGUCUGCUAAGUUUAGACUCGAGCAUAUUUCUUAAGAAGCCAGUAAGAACCAAAGAUAACUAGUUCAUUUAUUUUGUUAGUUAGAUACAGACAGGGAUCUAAUAUUUGUUGUAUUAUUGAGUUAAUGAAGAUGGGAUUAAGACAGGAAGCGCACAUACACACACACCACACUCUACUUGUACAUAUUAUUUAUUUAUACAUAUUUAUAUACAUACAUUGUUUAUGAAACAAGAAGCGAGUGGUUUUAUAAAGCAUUUGCUGAAUCGGUUAGGUACAUCUAAUGUAAUUGUAUUAUUGUAUAGGAUUGUAUUGUAUUGUAUACCCUGAAACUGCCAUAUCAUGUAAAACUUAGCUUAAAUUAAAUUUUAACAAAAUACACACACUCAUUCAACAACUAAAAUUAAAAAACAUACACAAAGAAUCCAACAGGAGAUCCAAUACGCUUGUAAAUAUUUUUAGAUGUUUAGUGAAGAAAAUCAUUUUUGUAAUUUAUUUUAGCCCGUAAGUUUGCUAAUUUGUAAAUAAUGUGAGAGAA
Molecule: messenger RNA, 2641 nt
Organism: Nicrophorus vespilloides
Lineage: Eukaryota; Metazoa; Arthropoda; Insecta; Coleoptera; Silphidae
Product: protein scabrous-like
Exons: 4
Coding region: 53-2116 (687 amino acids)
Source: RefSeq, a predicted model, not a curated record